GCGCCGCCGACGCCGGCGUCCAGCUCAACUACGUGCCCUACACGCCUAACGGCGGCGCCGGCUCCACCGCCACCACGCUCGCCUUCAUGGACAUCGGCGAUGCCAGCAUCGACCAAGGGCUGGCGUCGGCGGGCGACAUCAAGGAGUGCGUCAACUGCGGCUCGAGCGUGACGCCGCUGUGGCGGCGCGACGGCACGGGCCACUACCUCUGCAACGCGUGCGGCCUCUACCAGAAGAUCAACGGCGUCAACCGGCCGCCCGUGCGCUCCCAGCAGAAGAAAAGCAGCUCGCAACCCGGCAACCGGCGAUGCGGCGUAUCGUGCGCCAACUGCAACACCACGACGACCACGCUGUGGCGGCGCAACAACAACGGGGAGCCCGUCUGCAACGCCUGCGGCCUCUACUUCAAGCUGCACAACGUGAACCGGCCGCUGAGCAUGAAGAAGGACGGCAUCCAGACCCGCAAGCGCAAGCCCAAGACACCGGCCACGAGCCGCGACAGCCCGCCCACGCGUGGUGGACACGUGGAGCACGUGCUGCACUCCGGCCGCCAAGUAGUCGGGCGCAGCGCGGCCCACACGCAGUACACGGGGCACGGCCACCGCACGGCCGCCUCUGCAGCGGCGGCGGCCGCG
Schistocerca cancellata (South American locust) is the source of this 635-nucleotide messenger RNA. RefSeq names its product transcription factor GATA-5-like. Gene Ontology annotation, biological process: cell fate commitment; negative regulation of transcription by RNA polymerase II; positive regulation of transcription by RNA polymerase II. The annotation marks the transcript as partial. The transcript is spliced from 5 exons. Lineage: Eukaryota; Metazoa; Arthropoda; Insecta; Orthoptera; Acrididae. The record is from RefSeq and is a predicted model, not a curated record. Gene Ontology annotation, molecular function: RNA polymerase II cis-regulatory region sequence-specific DNA binding; zinc ion binding; DNA-binding transcription factor activity, RNA polymerase II-specific.